CGCUUCCCGCUCCUAUAAAGGCUGACGCCGCGCGGCGUUGCUGGAGUGGCCUUGUCCUCCUCGUACCUCCUCUGUGGUCGGCGACCGGCAGCCUCGGGCCCGCGGUCUUGAGACCGAGCACCAUGCCUUCGAUAAAGUUGCAGAGUUCUGAUGGAGAGAUAUUUGAAGUUGAUGUAGAAAUUGCCAAACAAUCUGUGACUAUCAAGACCAUGCUGGAAGAUUUGGGAAUGGAUGAUGAGGGAGAUGAUGAUCCUGUUCCUUUACCAAAUGUUAAUGCAGCAAUUCUAAAAAAGGUCAUUCAGUGGUGCACCCAUCACAAGGAUGACCCUCCUCCUCCUGAGGAUGAUGAGAACAAAGAAAAGCGGACAGAUGAUAUUCCUGUUUGGGACCAAGAAUUCCUGAAAGUUGACCAAGGAACACUUUUCGAACUUAUUCUGGCUGCAAACCUGAGGCGCCGUGGGGCCCGUUGCCGACCCCGGACCGCCGAGAGCGCGAGUCGACCGGGGCAGGGCCGCGCGGCCUCUCGGCGCUCGCCCGAGGAGUCGUAG
This is a messenger RNA of Microtus ochrogaster (prairie vole), 548 nucleotides long. RefSeq names its product S-phase kinase-associated protein 1-like (gene Skp1). Lineage: Eukaryota; Metazoa; Chordata; Mammalia; Rodentia; Cricetidae. The record is from RefSeq and is a predicted model, not a curated record. The transcript is spliced from 5 exons. Bases 123 to 548 code for a protein of 141 amino acids. Gene Ontology annotation, biological process: ubiquitin-dependent protein catabolic process.